Messenger RNA from Arachis duranensis, 4687 nucleotides. Its product is annotated as pentatricopeptide repeat-containing protein At2g13600. Bases 1110 to 3218 code for a protein of 702 amino acids. Gene Ontology annotation, molecular function: protein binding; RNA binding. The record is from RefSeq and is a predicted model, not a curated record. Gene Ontology annotation, biological process: RNA modification. NCBI's taxonomy places the organism in Eukaryota, Viridiplantae, Streptophyta, Magnoliopsida, Fabales, Fabaceae. The transcript has 7 exons.
ACAAACCCAACCACAAAACCCUAGCACCGUAAGCCUACCCCACCGCCGCAAGGAGUGGCACACUGCCGCCGCAAGGAGUGGCACACUGCCGCCGUCCGUCGCACUCAAAGUUCGCCAUCCGUCAUCUAGCUUCCAUCGUGCUCCGAUUCUUCAACCCCUGUUCUCUGUCACCGAUCGCGGCUGCUUCCUCGAGCUCGGCGUCCGUCGUCUUUGUCUGCUCAGCCGCGCUUCCGUCGCCGUUUGUUUGCCGUUCACGUUCGCGUCUUCGUUCAGCUGUCGUCUUCGUUCGUGUUCUUCGCCGUUCACGUUCACUCGGCGUUCACCGUUCGCGUUCACUCGCUGUUCACCGUUCGAGUUCGCGUUCGUCUGGAAGCCACGUUGCUCUGCUUCAAACUCUGCGACCAAACCGGGCGCUCCACCCAGCCGUCGAACUGCUCUCUUUUGUCGCCGCCACCGAUUGGACCAGUAAACCAAUGAACCAGUGACUCCAGCGGUUUGAUGACCGGUUCGGUUCUCAGAACCUUGUUUCGGAACCCACACCACGCCCAGCUAUCUCACUCUCACUUUCACUCUCGAAAACGGCACUCACCUCAGCUCACCUCGGUUCAUCGCCACCGCACGCUCGCCGCUGUCACCGCCGUCGCCGCGCCUCUGGCCCGAUCCUCCGCAUCGUGUGCUCGCGAAUUGCGUCUCGCCUCUCUCCUCCGACUGUGCUGUGUGCUCGGAAGCUCGCGUCUCGCCGCGCCUCCGCCGGUGAGUGCUCGAGCUGUGCUUCCUGCAGCCGUGCAGCUUAUCGUCGUCGUCCGCCAUCACUGCACCCAACGCCUGGUGUGCUCCACUGCUCGCGUCUUGCCUCUCUUCCUGCUGUGAAGCUGUGCUUCCUGGUGAGUGCUCGCGUCUCGCCCCGCCUCUGUCCCUCCCUCGCCUCUCUUCCGUGGUUGUUGCUGCCUGAACUGCUGCUUGACGUCCACCUUCUGUGAACAACAGUUACGAAGUACGGAGCUUUAUUUGAAGGAAGAAAGAGGAGGGUGCAAGUGCCACAGGUUCGGAUAAUAGGACCCCCUUUGCCAAAAUAAAGGUCUUUGUGGAAGGUUCUCGAAUGGGCAGAGAUGGGUUGGGCCAGAAAGUUGGUGGGUGACGCCAAUUUCCUUGACUCUACUCCCUUCGCGAAGCUAUUAGACUCGUGCGUUCGAUCAAAGUUCGUUAAUGACGUGCGUCGCAUUCAUGCUCGAAUUACUAAGUCGCAGUUUUCGUCGGAGAUCUUCAUUCUGAACAGGCUCAUAGAUGCUUAUGGAAAAUGCGGUUGUUUGGAGGACGCGCGCAAAGUGUUUGACCAUAUGCCCCAGAGGAACACUUUCAGUUGGAAUGCAAUUUUAAGCACGUUGGCGAAGCCCGGUUGUCUUGAUGAGGCUUUGAACAUGUUUAACUCAAUGCCGCAACCUGACCAGUGCUCGUGGAAUGCUAUGGUGUCAGGUUUUUCCCAACACGGUUGCUUCCAGGAAGCUUUGAGAUUCUUUGUUGGCAUGCACCGUGAGAAUUUUGUGCUUAACGAGUACUCAUUUGGGAGUGCGCUAAGUGCUUGUGCAGGGUUAACUGAUUUGAAUUUGGGGAUUCAAAUCCACGCUUUGAUGUCAAAGAAUCAUUACUCAUCAGAUGUUUAUAUGGAUUCUGCUCUUGUUGAUAUGUACUCUAAGUGUGGGGUUGUGGCCUCUGCUCAGAGAGCUUUUGAUGGCAUGAGCACAAGGAACAUUGUCUCUUGGAACAGCUUGAUUACAUGCUAUGAGCAAAAUGGUCCUGUUGAAAAAGCUCUAGAGGUUUUUGUAAGAAUGAUGAAUAGUGGGAUUGAACCUGAUGAAGUUACUCUAGCCAGUGUAGUAAGUGCUUGUGCGAGCUUGUCAGCAAUUAGGGAAGGAUUGCAAAUUCAUGCUCGUGUUAUGAAACAGGACAAAUUCCGGAGUGAUCUUGUGUUAAACAAUGCAUUGGUUGAUAUGUAUGCAAAGUGCAAGAAAGUGAAUGAAGCUAGAACGGUUUUUGAUAGGAUGCCAUUUAGGGAUGUGGUGUCUGAAACCUCUAUGGUUAGUGGAUAUGCAAGGAUGGCAAGCGUGAAAGCGGCGAGGUUGAUGUUUUCUACCAUGAUGGAGAGGAAUGUGGUGUCCUGGAAUGCCCUUAUAGCGGGUUAUACACAAAAUGGAGAGAAUGAGGAGGCUGUUAAACUUUUUCUCCUCCUCAAGAGGGAAUCCAUUUGGCCAACUCAUUACACCUUUGGGAACCUGCUCAAUGCAUGUGCAAAUCUUUCUGAUCUGAAGCUUGGCAGACAGGCUCAUACUCACAUUUUGAAGCACGGAUUUUGGUUCAAGUCCGUAGAUGAAUCUGAUAUUUUUGUCGGAAAUUCUCUCAUUGACAUGUACAUGAAAUGUGGAUUGGUUGAAGAAGGAUGCCUAGUUUUUGAACAUAUGAUGGAAAGGGAUAAUGUUUCAUGGAAUGCGAUGAUAGUCGGAUAUGCACAAAAUGGUUAUGGUAUAGAGGCCCUUGAAAUUUUCAAGAAAAUGCUGGUAUCAGGAGAAAAACCAGAUCAUGUAACUAUGAUUGGGGUUCUAUCUGCAUGUAGCCAUGCAGGACUUGUUAAAGAAGGACGUCAUUACUUCCAUUCAAUGAGGAUUGAGUUUGGUUUAGCACCAUUAAAGGACCAUUAUACAUGCAUGGUUGACUUGCUUGGUCGGGCUGGUUGCCUUGAUGAAGCGAUAAAAUUGAUAGAAGAAAUGCCAAUGCAGCCUGAUUCUGUUGUCUGGGGAUCGUUACUUGGGGCCUGCAAGGUUCAUCGAAACAUUUCAUUAGGAAAAUAUGUGGCGGGAAAGCUCAUAGAAAUCGAUCCCUUGAACUCUGGACCUUAUGUUUUACUUUCAAAUAUAUGUGCUGAACUUGGUAGAUGGAAAGAUGUGGUGAGAAUCAGGAAACAGAUGAGGCAACGGGGAGUGAUUAAGCAACCUGGUUGCAGUUGGAUCGAAAUUCAGAGUUGCAUGAAUGUUUUCAUGGUGAAAGAUAAACGUCACCCUCGAAGGAAGGACAUCUAUUUAGUUCUGAAAAUUCUUACAGAACAGAUGAAGCAAGAUGGCUACAUGCCAGAAGUCGAUGAAGAGAUGUGUGAGGAAGAAAGUGAUUCUGAACUUUUAAACUUGAAUUGUGAAAUGGAAAUGCCAGUAGAGGCUGCACUUGGAUAGAGUAUGAAAUUUCUUAUGGCAAAUGCUUUCUGGCAUCCUUCACUUCGGACAUUAAACCUUUUCUCUUUCUUGAAAUCAGGGUAUGGGCCAGAAACUCAGGAUGAGGAUCCUCCAAAACUUUUUUCAAAGCCAAGUUAAAUGUACAGCUAUUAAGCUAAAGCUGUAGGGCCUUAACCAUAAUUUUUAGUUUGUUGGUAUUAUUUGAUUCCCCAUCCAUCAUAGAGAAAUUCUGUUAUUUAUUGAUUUUGAUCUUGUUAUGUUUGCUUACCAGAACAAUGAGCAAAAGAAAGUUUUGAAGGGCCUUUACAGAAUGGACACAUCCUUUGUCCGUGACUACAUGUAUAUCAUUUGGCACUUUGCCAUUACCCUUCAGGUAUUUUAGAACUACGAUAAAAAAUAUUUUCUCAGUUUCUUACUUCCUCUGAAUAUAGAGUUGUAAAUCAGACUUACUGAACAAGCAUGGUAAAAAGCUCUUCAGUUGUAAAAUCAUCCUAUUUUUGCUAUUUGUAAGAACAAUGCUAUUUAACUAGAGAAUCGGACAAUUUGUAUUUUAUAAAAGAAAUUACCAGGGAAGAAGGAAUCUAGAUGAUGAAGAGAGCGACGGGGUUUGAAUUGAUUAAGUAAUCAUCAAAAACAUAAAGCUAAUACAACUCUGGCAAUGACCAGACAUAUAUACAUAUUUUAUAAACAGCUGUUUGAAGAGAAAUCCAUGUGAAUGAGUGAGUGGUGGUUAUUAUCUGCAAGAGUAUUAUUCUUUUUUUCAUUGUGUGGGUGGUGGUUCUGCAAGUAUUGCCACCUCUUUCAUUUUCACUCCUAGUGAACCAAUUAAGCAGCAGAUGCAAGUUGGGUGUCAUUAUCGCAGCUGUUGGUAUGCCUCAGCCCUUUUUAUCAUCUCUACUUGUCAUCACUUCUUGAUCUGAUUGAGGAUGCCUUGGCUUUUUGUGUUUUCUGAAUCUAUUCAAUCAUUGCAAUCUAUAUUCACUGUUACAAAAGAUAUAUUGUAUUGAUUUUAUGUCUCCCUGCUUAUGAAUAUAAUCUAUGCAGGGAUGCUUUGGUUGGAAUAUUCAGAAAUGGUGGUUUUCCAUCCAUUUAUGCAGGUUGGGGAGCUAUACUGUGGUGAAAUGUUCCACCUUCAAUUAUCAAGUUAUAGUUUUAUGGAUAUGAAAGCUUGAAAAAAGUGAUGCCAUCGUUGUCAUCUACUAUUCAACCUAACGCAUUUCAGACUUUAAUCUGUGGAGGAUUAGCUGGAUCUACUGCUGCUUUGUUCACAACUCCUUUUGAUGUGAUCAAAACAAGACUACAGACAUGGAAAUAAAACCAGAGUUGGUGGUGCUUGAACGGAGAUAGAUUACUGGAGAAAAGGUUAAUGGUGCAUCAACUGUAUAUUUUAAUACAUGCAGUAUGCGGUGGCUUGGCUUGGUGGACCCGAAGGUGUACAAAUAUAGUAUGAGAAAAAUUUUGUAUUCAUG